GUCUCGCCACUGAGAGAGAGAGGUGAGAGGCGUAUCGUUCGAUUCGGAAGGAGUGGAUGGGGGGAGAGAGCAGAGCAAGGGGGAGAUCCGGCGAUCCGGCUGUCGGCGGAAGAAACGGCGGCGGCGGGUGGUGGGCCGACGACAUGAGCUUGAACGUGUGCAGGACGAUGGAAGCGGAGUACGUUCGAAGGCAUCACAGGCAUGUGACGAUAGGGAAUCAGUGCAGCUCUGCUCUCGUGAAGCACAUCAAAGCGCCGGUUCACCUCGUAUGGUCUCUGGUGAGGAGAUUUGAUCAGCCGCAGAAGUACAAACCCUUUGUGAGUAGAUGUGUGGUUCAAGGGGAUUUGGAGAUUGGAAGCGUUAGGGAAGUGAAUGUGAAGUCAGGGCUUCCGGCUACUACCAGUACUGAGAGGCUGGAGCUGCUUGAUGACGAUGAACACAUAUUUGGGAUCAAGAUCGUUGGAGGGGAUCAUCGUUUACAGAACUACUCGUCGAUCGUUACUGUCCACCCUGAGUGCAUCGACGGAAGAUCCGGCACUCUUGUUAUCGAGUCAUUUGUCGUGGAUGUGCCCGAUGGAAACACAAAGGAUGAGACAUGCUUCUUCGUCGAGGCUCUAAUUAAAUGCAACCUUAAGUCUCUAGCCGACGUAUCGGAGCGCCUCGCAAUCGAAGAUCACACUGAGCCCAUUGAUCUGUGAUGAUGCUUAUAGAGAAAGAGCCACAAUUUCAUCAUCUCCUGAAGUUUUCGAUGCAGUCUUCAAACCCCCACUGAGUGCUGGCAAUGGCUGCUGAUGGAGUGAUUCGAAGUAUCUUGCUGGUAUUUCCUGACUGAUUAUGCCUAGUGGUUACAAAGUUGCUUUCUCUUUGUUUGUUUUCCCUAUCUAUGCUUAGAGUUUUAUAUGUAGAUAACCCAAUUCCAGUUCUGGUUAGUUCUAGUAGAGAUAAAGCUAGAGAAACUCUGAGCUGGAUAGUUGCAAUUUGUCAAAGGAAAGCACUGUAAAUAUGUGUUGACAUUGCCCUGUUUUCUUCAAAAAAUGAGCUUUGGAAUCGGAAUUCCACUUUUAUCUUUCA
Messenger RNA from Dendrobium catenatum, 1071 nucleotides. RefSeq names its product abscisic acid receptor PYL8-like. Gene Ontology annotation, biological process: abscisic acid-activated signaling pathway. Bases 57 to 698 code for a protein of 213 amino acids. NCBI's taxonomy places the organism in Eukaryota, Viridiplantae, Streptophyta, Magnoliopsida, Asparagales, Orchidaceae. The record is from RefSeq and is a predicted model, not a curated record. Gene Ontology annotation, cellular component: cytoplasm; nucleus. Gene Ontology annotation, molecular function: abscisic acid binding; signaling receptor activity; protein phosphatase inhibitor activity. The transcript has 3 exons.